AGUCUUGUGUUGGAGCUCACAUAGACAGGGACGAACUUACGGCAGGACUUACUAUUUCGCGUAACCCGGCGAUAUUUUUUAUAUUGUUUAUAUGUUUUUUGUUUAAACUUUCUUUAACGUUUUAUUGUCAUAAUCGGGUCGGAUUUGGUUUAUAUUAAAAAAAUUUAUACGUAGUUAAUUUAGAAAAAAAGUGCAGUAUUUAUUUUAAAAAGGGGUCGGUUUUUAAUUAUAUCUGGUUGUACAGUUGCCCCGGGAGGGUAAGGUAAAUAUAAAAAAAAAGAAAGCCCGUUUUCAAGUUGACAUUCCCCAUUUGGGAGGACGGGAUCCGCAAUAGGAAACGUGCUCCCGGGCGAAUUCUUCUCUCAGUGUCUCCUGACCCUUGUCGCGAUGAAGUGCUGAUCGGGCCGCGAUGACAAAAAAGACGAGAAAUGUCCAUCCCGAGGUGACCUACAGGAGCUUCAGGGAGGCCGAGGAUGACAUCGUCGUCCUGGAAGAGGGCUCGGACAGAAGGAAAAGCGGGAUGAGCCUGAGCAGGAGCAGGUCGGAGAGCAACCUGAGCAGCUCCCAGGCCUCCCUGGCCCUCCCGGUACCUUCCAACACCCUCCACAAAUGCCUCAGGGUCUUGAGCGGGAGCUGGAGGAAUAUAUUCCACCUUGGAGGAAUGAGCAGGGGCAACAAGCCGGCUCAGGCGAAAAAGGUGGCACCUCCUGCUGUCCCAGAAACGGCUUUCAGGAACAGCGGCUCAUCCUUUGGCUCAGCAGGAUAUUCCAGUGCUGGAGAGGACAUUUUCCAUGACAACAGAGAUGGGUAUGAGAUAUCAGACGGUAUGUACAGCAUGGGACCUGGGAAAAGCCCCGGUACAUUUUCUUACCCUGCCUUCACAUUUCCCGGCCCUCAGCAAUUCACACAAAUCGGGAGUAAAGCGUCUUACUACCACCACCAACUUUCACUCCAGGAGGACCAAGGGAUUGACAUGACCCAGAGCCCUGGAAGAGAUAGCCCAGGUUCAAGCGGCUCUGGGUCCCGCCAUUCCACUGUGAGCUUAGACAGCGGAAGAGCUUCAUGUGCUAUGUCCCAUCACCACCGACCGAGCCUCUCGUCAAGUUCUGUGGGAAGCGGAGAAAGUUCCGCUCCAGCUAGGGUUGAACGACUUCUAUUGCAGGGCGUAGCUGACCCUGAGAUUCUCAACAGCUGGCUGAUUGACCUCCAUUUCGAGGAGUAUUUUCCUCUGUUCGUAAAUGCAGGAUAUGAUAUGUACACCAUCUCAAGAAUGACGCCCGAGGACUUAACUGCAAUAGGAAUAAAAAAACCGAACCACAGGAAGAAGCUGAAAGCUGAGAUAGCCCUUUUGAAUAUAUCAGACGGGUUACCUGAUUACAUACCUGGUUCGUUGAAUGAAUGGUUGAGGCUGCUGAGGCUGGAAGAGUACGGUAGCGCUUUAAGAUCUCAGGGUUACACGACAGUCGAGGACACCACGCAGAUAACAUGGGAAGAUCUUGAAGAUAUCGGUAUUGUCAAGCUGGGCCAUCAGAAGAGAAUGUUGCUCGCGAUCAAGAGGAUCCAGGACCUGAGGGCUGGAAAAACAUUCCCACCUACUCCAUUUACGCCGACACAUGUUGACGCAGGAGACCCAUUCGUCGACUGCGAUUGCCCAAGAGUCCACAGCACAUUCAAGACGUUCCACCAACCCUGGGAGAUCGAAGGGUCGCACCAUCUCUAUUACACGACAGAUAUCGUUCCGAUUCAAAUUCGCGGAGGUCGGGGGAAAUCUCUAGAAUCUCUUGAAGGUGGGGAAGAGGGUAAUAAUGGUAUCGGCGUCGGUACGAGUAGCUUCACAGGGCAGUGGAACGUCGGCGGACGGAGGUGUUUCGAAGACGGGGACAUCACGCCUACAAACGAGGUCUUUCCUUUACACCAAGGCGGUGGGACACUGCCAAGGCCGCGGGCCUUACUCAAGCCCAGGCCACAGGCUAAAAUCGCCCCUACACUACAUUGUUUCUCUCAGGAAGGCAGUAACUGCACAUUGAAAAGGACUGGGCCGGUCCCUCCUGCUAGGGUGAGCAGUGAUUGUUCUUCGAGUGUAACUGUAGUUGCAGAUCUGCAUUGCCCCCAUCCGCAACAAUACAACGGCUCUGAUGCUAGUUUUAAGUCAAGUUCAAGUACUGAGUCCGAUUCGAUACCUUUCGCGAAUGAAAAUGCCGGCACUAUAAAACAAAGAGCGACAAGAAAUCCAACAGAAUUUAUUCCCACUGUGAGAGUGCAGCCGCCAGAGCCUUCGUCUUCUCUCCUUCCGCCGAGACCAAAUAAUCGACCGACAAGGUCAUCGAAUAAGGCACACCAUAAAAAACAUUGUAUUUCAAGAAAAAAACCAGGGCAGGAGCCAGUCGACGUCCUAAACGAUAUCGGCAACAUGCUCGCCAAUCUAACGGACGAGUUAGACGCGAUGCUCGAAGAAGAAAAGCGCCAAGGUCUGACAGAUGAUUAAUCAGAUGCAAAACAAUUUUUAACACAAAUUAACCAUCGAGGUGGCCGAUCAGAAGGCCAUAACAUAUUCAUAGUCUACCUCUUUUUAAUUUCCAUAGAAGUUUAAGCGAGAGAGAGAGAGAAAAAAAAA
Messenger RNA from Cimex lectularius (bed bug), 2614 nucleotides. RefSeq lists its product as uncharacterized. Gene Ontology annotation, biological process: cell surface receptor protein tyrosine phosphatase signaling pathway; axonogenesis. The transcript is spliced from 15 exons. Gene Ontology annotation, molecular function: protein phosphatase binding; signaling adaptor activity. Gene Ontology annotation, cellular component: focal adhesion; axon. The record is from RefSeq and is a predicted model, not a curated record. Bases 410 to 2485 code for a protein of 691 amino acids. NCBI's taxonomy places the organism in Eukaryota, Metazoa, Arthropoda, Insecta, Hemiptera, Cimicidae.